AUGGAGCUCGAGAUCCAUGUGCGCCGAGCGCGGAACUUGACGUUCGCAGCGUCCUCGAUCGACCCGGCGGCGCUGGAGCUGCGCAUCCAAUGCUCUAUCAACGGCGACCUCCGGAGCAGCGGCAGCGGCAAGCGGUCCUCGUCCAAGGGCUUUGACGGCUACGUCUGGCGCGGCGACGCCGGCGUGUUGCGGUGGCACCUCUCGCUCGCCGACUUUCGCCGCCUCAAGAGCAUGCGCCCAACCGUCAAGAUCUACAUUUUUGGCAUUGGCGCCCAGGUGCACACGCUUGGCUGGUUCUUCCUCGACUUGCGGACGCCCGACACGGCGCUGCGCUGGGUCAAAAUUCUCAACUCCAAGCACCACGGCGAAGUGUACGUCAAGAGUCAAAUCGCCAAGGCGACCGCGGUACCCGCGCCGGCGACGCCGCAGGCCCUCCCUGCCACGACCACCACGACCACCACGGCCACGACCGCCGAGCACAUGGCGCCCGAGUCGCCCGAGUGCCUAGUCGUCGGACCUAUCGAGACAGCGACCGAUCUCUUCCUCCUCACCAUCACCUUGGUCAAUGCGCGCGAGAUGACGGCCAUGAUCACCAAACUGCUUCAGAAAUCGUCGCCGACUGAGAUCGCCGCCAUCAAGAGCGCGGGCUUCUGGCUGGCGUACUCGCUCUUCGACGUGCUCGUACAAAGCGAUGCGUUCACGUCGCUCGAGUCGGCCGACUUUGGUCUCAUCCGCGGCGUCUUUCGACUCCAGAGCUCGCUAACCUAUCUGCGCGAACACACGCUGGCGACUCCUUUGCCUCUCUUCCUCUGCACGGUCGACCGCAUCCUCGGGCGUGUUGAAGUGCCAUUACGAGCGCUCGCCGAGCUCGACUUGCCCGCGCACGCUGAAGGCAGCUACCCCUUUGAGCCCUCCCACGCGACCAAAGAACCCGCACCCGAGUCCGAAGCCUCUGUCGCAGUCGAGCCGACGCCAAGCGCCUUCUACGGCAGCAUCGACUAUAUCGAGCUCCCUUAUCGACAGCAUCUGGACGCGGACGGCGGCAUCAUGGAACUCACCACAUCGAGCUCGGACGAAAGCCUUCGCGCCCCGAUGGUCGUGGCGGAGCAUCGAGACGCUGUGCUCAUGUGGACGGACGGGCUCUGUUGGCUCUCGCCCACGGCCCGUGACGACGUCACUGUCACCGUCGGUGAGAUGCAAUUGCACGCGACGCUGCUGCACGAUGUGCACUCGGCUGCGCUCUACGAAGACGAUGGCCGCGCGGUGGGCACCAUCUUUUACAGCUACACCUCCGAGAGGCCGCCGCCAGCGACGCUUCGGCGCCCCGGAUCGCCACAGGUGCUCGUGCUCCAGGUUCUCUCGAUCAAAGCCGGUAGUCACUUUGACGCGUCCAGUACCCCGGUGCACGUCGCGUUUGAAGCGCCGCUCGUCGAGACCAAGGACGGCCCUCGCUUGUCGACAUCUCGCGUCUCGCUUCGCGCGAAAGAGGACGUUGACGUUGAGGCGGCCAAGACGGUGUUUUGCCACGUGCAAGCGUCGCAGCUUCAACGACCGUGGCAACUGCAUCUCGAGACCGCCGCCCGCGACAGCAUCGCCGUCGCGACGCUCAGCCUUGCGUACCUCGGCAUGCUCAAGCAGAGCCAGCGCUGCGACCUCUGCGGCGACGUUCGUGCAGAAAACACCGACCACCGCCACGACGACGAGCCACCGAGCGUGACAACCUUUACGCACUGCGAAGUGUAUGUACCGGCCGUCGUGCGCCCCGGCUCGGACACGGUCGUCGCCGUCUUGCACGUUGUCGCGACCUUGCAAGACAAGUACCCGAUCGCGCCAAUGUACCCGCCGUUGCCCGCGAGCCCCCGUCCAAGGCCGUCGGCGCCAAGCACGCCUCGACAAGACACGCAGACCCAUCACGACGACAAUGCGCCCACAACGACGGUAGCAUGCACGUGUGUGGCGACACUGGCCACCGAGAAGCGACUCCUCGCGGAGAAGCAGCGCGAGCUGCAGGCCACGCACCACCGACGCAUGGAAGCCCUUGAAGCCGAGUGGGCGAGUCGCGAGAAAGAUCGCGUCCAGACGGUCCGCGCCGCGCAGCACGAGUACAUGGCCCUUGAGACCGAGUUGCGCAAAACGCUAGCCGAGCUGGAGCAGCGUGAACGACGCCUCGCACACGCCGAAGAGUCGGCGCGGCUCCAGAGCGAGCUCCUGAAGCAAGAGACCGAGGCCAACGAGCGUCGGGUGAAGCGAGAGACGUCGGCGACGCUGCAGAGCAUGGAGGCGCAGCUCGAGCGAGUGCAAAUCGAGUUGCGGGCGAUGCAAGGUCGGGCCGAGCGGGCCGAAGCGCGCGCCACCUCGCUGGAGCAAGACAUGUCGACCGUCCGCGCCGAGCUGCGCAAGAGCCCCGAGCACGCCCUUCGGCAAGAGGUCGUGCGCUGUGAAGCGACAAUCGCGGCCCUCGAGAAGCGGAUCCACGACAUGGACCUCGAAAAAGCCAAGGCAGACGCGACGCAAAUGGAGCUCAUCGCGCAGGUGGAGCGACUGUCGCUUCUGCUGCAGCGCGAGAAGCGCAAGCAAGAAGACGAGAAAGCAAGUGAAAUCGAUAAGCUCCGGCUCAAGUACCGGGCGCGCGAGGAGCGGUUCGUCUUGGACGGCGACCGCGAAGAGCUCCGAGCGAUCAAGAAGCAGCUCGAUAUGCUCCGAGAGGUGAGCGGGCGCGAUGUCCAUCCCGAGGCGACGCGCCUGGAGCGAGAGAAAGACGACCUGAUGCAGCGCGGCGGGUACGCCGCCGACAGCCCCGUCAUCGUCGAGCUAAACCGGCGCAUCGUCGCGGCUCGAAACACGGGUCUUCGACCGUAG
This is a messenger RNA of Saprolegnia parasitica CBS 223.65, 2859 nucleotides long. RefSeq lists its product as hypothetical. Gene Ontology annotation, biological process: positive regulation of centriole elongation; interkinetic nuclear migration; centrosome cycle. The transcript is spliced from 7 exons. Gene Ontology annotation, cellular component: centriole; centrosome. Bases 1 to 2859 code for a protein of 952 amino acids. The record is from RefSeq and is a predicted model, not a curated record. Lineage: Eukaryota; Oomycota; Saprolegniomycetes; Saprolegniales; Saprolegniaceae.